Messenger RNA from Sapajus apella (tufted capuchin), 577 nucleotides. Its product is annotated as kinesin-like protein KIF1A. Gene Ontology annotation, molecular function: microtubule binding; microtubule motor activity; ATP binding. Bases 137 to 562 code for a protein of 141 amino acids. The transcript has 5 exons. The record is from RefSeq and is a predicted model, not a curated record. Lineage: Eukaryota; Metazoa; Chordata; Mammalia; Primates; Cebidae. Gene Ontology annotation, biological process: microtubule-based movement.
CAGUGGGCCUAGCUUGACCUUGAAUGUUCCUCCCCCACAGAACAAGAAAAAGAAGAAGACAGAUUUCAUUCCUUACCGAGACUCCGUGCUGACCUGGCUCCUCAGGGAAAACCUGGGCGGUAACUCAAGGACAGCUAUGGUGGCAGCCCUGAGUCCUGCAGACAUCAACUACGACGAGACCCUCAGCACGCUGAGGUAUGCCGACCGGGCCAAGCAGAUCCGCUGCAAUGCCGUCAUCAACGAGGACCCCAACAACAAGCUGAUCCGCGAGCUGAAGGAUGAGGUCACCCGGCUGCGUGACCUGCUGUACGCCCAGGGUCUCGGCGACAUCACCGACACCAACACUGUGCCUGGAGGACCCAAAUUGACCAACGCCUUGGUGGGCAUGAGCCCCUCGUCCUCACUCUCCGCCCUGUCCAGCCGCGCAGCCUCCGUGUCCAGCCUCCACGAGCGCAUCUUGUUCGCCCCAGGCAGCGAGGAGGCCAUCGAGAGGCUGAAGGUGAGGGCACCGCAUGGGGCUUUGGGGUGGCAGGCUUUGGGAGUGGGGGGCUUGAAGGAGUGAGAGCCCCUUGCCUCC